AAAGAAGAAGGAAAAAGGGGAGAAAGAAGAAAGGAAAGGGGGUCUUGACCUUACUAUAACAACGCUCGGUUUCUCGAUAAGUGGACAAUUGAGCGUGAGCAAUUUUGUUGGGAGACUUUUGGAAGUGGACUUUGGAUAUAGUUUGAGACUAUGUCUUUUGAGUGAAAGGAAGGCUGUGUCACCCCUAUCUAUGUAGGAUUUGGGGUGUGACAAGAUGAAUAUGGAUACUUUGUUCUUUCAUUGCACCAAUUGUGGCAAUGUCGAUGAUCUUCCAAUAGACAGCCAUGCCUUUUCACCUGAUCCAUAUCAGCACCUGGGUCUUGCAAAUGAUUUCCUUUUGGAUGACCCUUUUCUAGACCUUAAAUCCUCGGAUAUUGCUUUUGUUUCAAAUAAAGUAGACCCUGCAACCAAUCUCCCAUCGAAACCGGUCGACCUCGAUAAUGGAGAUUUGAUCUUUCCCUCGACAAGCAUGAGCCUAGAUGGAGGCUCAUUUGGUCCAUCUAGGAGCUUGAGUAAGGGCCAGAGUCCAGAGAGAGAUUCUCUCUCCCCCUCGGGGGACAGUGACUCAUUGGAUCCCGUUCUAAAGUACAUAAAUCAGAUGCUUAUGGAAGAGAACAUGGAGGAACAACCGUGGGUAUUCGCCGAUCAGGUUGCUCUGCAAAAUACUGAAAAAUCAUUGUAUGAUGCCCUUGGUCAGCAGAAUUUGGAACAGUCUGAUAAGAGCCCCUCACAGGUUGAGUUAAGCCAAUAUAUCGAGAGCCCAGCUAGCAACCUUUCUGGAAGUAGCAGUGCUCACAGAAGCCGUGAUGCUACAAACGUUACUCUUAGCUCUAGUGACCUGGCCGAUGCUGAUAUUCUGUACACAAUCGGGGAACAUAGCCAUGCUGUGCUGAAAAAUCCUGACCAAAACUUCCUGUGGAAUGUGGAUUCCAAUUUGCAGUUCUUGGCCAAUUCUUCAAGCAGCAUCACCAAUUAUGAUGAUGGGUCCGAGGAAUCUUUGCAUGGGCUACUUCUCAAGAGCAUUCUCAGCACUGGAGAGUCUACGAUUCAGUUCAAGAAUGGAUUAGAGGAGGCCAGCAAAUUCCUUCUUACCAACAAUCAAUUAGCAAUUAAUCCAGAGGACAGCAAACCGUCCUCUGAAACAAAGAAAGGAACCCCAAGAACGCCCAUCGAGGAGGAGAUCCACAUGAAGAGCUCAUCUAAUGGAUUCAAGGGAUUAAAGAAUCACGAGAGGGAGGAGGAUGCUUUUGAGGAAGGCAGGGCGAAUAAGCAAACAGCUUUGUACACAGAAGAGAGUGAGCUUUCAGAUUUGUUCGAUAAGGUGUUGCUCAGCACUGAAAAUGGUCCGAGUAUGUGUUCUGGCGACAAAUCUGUGGAGACAAGGGUGACAAAAGACAUACGGCCACCAAGGAACAAGCGUGGUUCCAAUAGAGGUAGGGGCCGUGGAAAGAAGCAGAAAAGCAAGAAUACUGUUGACUUGAGAGCUCUUCUGAUUCUCUGCGCACAAGCUAUCUCUACUAGUGAUUUCAGGAGUGCUAAUGAAUUGUUGAAGCAGAUUAGAGAGGACUCUUCUCCAUUUGGGGAUGCCUCUCAAAGAUUGGCCCAUUACUUUGGCAACGGGCUGGAGGCACGAUUGGUGGGCAACAGCAUUCGGACGAAUGACUUUUUUUCUACUAUUCUUGCCAGGACAAUUUCAGCAGCCGAUUUUUUGAAAUAUUAUCACCUUAACAUUUCAACGUGCCCAUUUGUUCAGUUCUCCACGUUCUUUGCAAAUUACAUGAUUUUGAAAUUUGCAGAGAAAGCCACUACCCUUCACAUAAUAGAUUUUGGCAUUGCAUUUGGUUUUCAAUGGCCAAACCUCAUACAGAAGCUCUCUUCUCGACCAGAAGGGCCCUGUAAAUUGCGCAUCACAGGAAUAGAGCUUCCACAGGCUGGUUACCCUGCAGAAAGAAUAGAGGAGACAGGUUGCCGUUUGAAAAAGUAUUGUGAGCGUUUUGAUGUAGCUUUUGAAUUCAAUUUCAUAGCAUCAAGGGAUUGGGAAUUAAUCAAAGUUGCGGAUCUCAAGAUUCAAAGCAAUGAGACAGUUGCUGUGAAUUGUUUAGUUCGGUUUAAGAAUCUCCUUGAUGGGACAGUUGAGGACAACAAUCCACGUGAUGCUGUGUUGAAUCUAAUUCGGCAAAUUAAACCGGAUAUUUUUGUUCAUGCUGUACGUAGCGUCUCCUACACUGCGGCCUUUUUUGUGACAAGAUUCCGAGAGGCACUUUUCCAUCUCUCUGAUGCGUAUGAUUUGCUUGAUGCUACCGUUGAUUGUGACGACACAGAGAGGUUGGUCAUUGAGAGAGAGUUUUAUGGACGGGAAAUCAUGAAUGUCAUAGCAUGUGAAGGUUCGGGAAGAAUGGAGAGGCCCGAAACGUACAAGCAAUGGCAGGUCCGUCAUCUGAGGGCUGGGUUUAAGGCGCUUCCACUGGACCAAGAUUUCAUGAAGUUAUUCAGGGCUAAGAUGAAAGCAUGGUACCACAAGGAUUUUGUGCUCGAUGAAGAUGGCAACUGGAUGCUGCAAGGUUGGAGAGGCCGGAUUUUUUAUGGCUCCUCCUGUUGGGUGCCUACUUAGGAUGCUCCAAAAAGAAUGUUUUCUGUCAUGGACAUGUGGAUUACUGGGAUUGUUCCCAAGUCGACAGGUCAAGGAUUCGUAUUAAAGUGGCUCAGCACGAACUUAUUUCCGGCUCUUCUGUUGGUUGAUGUAUCUUUUACUUGCAAAUAAUUUUGAAUCUGGAAUGUUUA
This is a messenger RNA of Eucalyptus grandis, 2781 nucleotides long. RefSeq names its product scarecrow-like protein 34. Gene Ontology annotation, biological process: regulation of DNA-templated transcription. Gene Ontology annotation, cellular component: nucleus. Lineage: Eukaryota; Viridiplantae; Streptophyta; Magnoliopsida; Myrtales; Myrtaceae. Gene Ontology annotation, molecular function: DNA-binding transcription factor activity; sequence-specific DNA binding. The record is from RefSeq and is a predicted model, not a curated record.